CUCCUUUUUUUUUUUUUUUUUUUUUUUUGGUGAACUAGCCUCUCCUUCGUAGUGUAGAGUGGAUUGUGGAUAUCGUAAUUCGUAAACAUCGUUACCUCGUCCAUGCAACACGGCUGCUGUACAUCGCCGUAUCUUUUCUAUGCCUCAUACUUUCGCACAUUUAUAUAGGUUGAUAUUGGAGAAUAUUUGGUGGCUUGAUUCGUGACCAAUCUCGGGCUAUUUUGGCUGAAAUUGAUCUAAUUAACUUUUAGGGGACUUCACUUUUGUUGUUAUAGGUUUUUGAAGCGGGGAGAUGGGUUCAGUAGUUUCUGAGAAAAAGCCAUUGGAAAAUGGGGAUUGUUCUUUGCUGAUGUCCCCGCCAAGAUAUAAGAAGCGGAAAAUCUCGGCAAUUCGUGAUUUUCCCGAUGGAUGUGGCCCACAUGCUGCUGGGAUUAGCGAUCAAAUGAAAGAUGUGGAAAGCAGUAGGCAAAAAGAGGGUGGUAAUUUGGAAUAUGUAGAGAGUAGCGGGGAUAAGGGUAGAGAUCUUUGUGAAGUUGUGAAGGGAAUAUAUCCAGAAGAAAACGUCGAGUCACUAAAUCCCCAUAUCCCUGUGUUCCCAAAUGGUGCUGAUUUUGAAAGAUCUACGGUGAAAAAUGACAUGGUGGAGCGUGGAAAUGAAGAGUUUCUGAAGCUGCCAGCUGAGAAUCCUAAAUUACCUGAAGUCUUGUUCACCAUGGAUGAGGAAUCGGAACCAAAAAAUGGAAUCCAAGAAACACCAAAAGAUGUAUCCGAAAAGAGGGUAAAGUCACCUAGUUCACAGAAGGAUACUAGUGUUCUUGAUUUCAAAGAGGCUACGCAGGCUAGUGAUAGCAAAAUGGUGGAUGAGGGAACUAGUAGACAGUCGUGUUCACUACCACAUUAUUCGCUCCCUCCAGAUCUUGUUUGGAAGGAACAUAAAUAUCCCCCUCGAAAAAGAGUUUCUGCUGUUCGUGAUUUCCCCGUUGGUUGUGGGCGUAAUGUGCCAAGGCUUGGUGAUACAGAGGGCAAAGAUACUGUUCAAUUGGAAGAUUCUAGGAUUGACAAAGCUCUUCUGCUGACGGAUGAAAAUCUAAUUGCAGGAGUUUGUGAAGCUGACAGUGUCUGUAAGGACAAUGUGCAAGACCUUGUUUCUGGAAAAGGCAGGGAUACACGUGAACAUUAUUCUGAGUCUGAUAAAACUUCUCUAUUAAACAAAUCAUAUGAGAUUAAGGAACAAGAUAAAACUUCUGAAGAUAAAAAUAGUGAACAGCAUGGAAAGGAAAUUGAACAAUCAGAAUAUGAUGAAAAAGAUGAGAGAGAUUCAGAGAACUUUCUUGAUGGACUAAUCAAAGAUAUUAUGGUUUAUGUUAAGGAUAAGGAUAAGGAUAAGGGUAAGAGUAAGAAUAAAAGUUUAGUUGUUGUUCCCUGUAGCAAUGUUGUAUUGCAAGAAGAAAGCACCAUGGGCAUUGGAAGUGGAAAUGAUAUGGUCAUUGUACAAGGUCUUAUGUCUGAACUUCACUGCCCAUGGAGGCAGGGAAAAGGGACAGUUAAAGCGACAUCAACUGUAGCCACACCAGCUGUGGCUAGUGUAAGGAAAAAGAAGGUAAGAAAGUAUGAGUCUUCUGGCCAAGAUACACGCAAGUGCUCACCUAAUAAAAGCAAAGGUGAUACCAGUAACAUGGCAGAAAAAAGUAUGAUGAUGGUACCUUAUGUCGAGAAAGACGUAGAUGAGGAUGCUAGGCCACUGGAUGUUGUCGAUGAUGACGAACUUUCUGAGAAUGAUGAAUCUAAUGAUUACCUGUUGCUUCCUAGAGGGCGUAUUUUUGAUGUCAGCCUUCCUCCUUUUGAGGCUAGUUCUUCAAGUGAGCGAGGUAUUCGUAGUAAGGUACGAGAGACAUUACGAUUAUUCCAGGUUAUUCACAGAAAGCUAUUGCAAGAAGAAGAAACAAAGUCAAAAAACCAAGAGAACGCCAGUAAGAGGACUGAUUUACGAGCUGCAAAGGUCCUCAAGGAUCGUGGAAAAUAUGUCAACACAGGGAAAGUAAUAGGACCUGUCCCUGGUGUUGAAAUAGGCGAUAUAUUUAACUACCGCAUAGAACUUUCAAUAAUAGGGCUUCAUGGACCUCUCCAAGGUGGUAUAGAUACAACCAAAGUAGAUAAACAAGCUGUUGCCAUCAGCAUUGUGGCUUCAGGAGGUUAUGCUAAUGAUGUGGACAGCUCUGAUGUGUUGAUAUAUACCGGUCAGGGAGGAAAUGCAACAGGUGGAGAUAAGCAGCCUGAAGAUCAGAAGCUGGAACGAGGGAAUUUAGCAUUGAAGAACUGCAUAGAUAGAAAGACUUUGGUGAGGGUUAUUCGAGGGUUUAAAGAGACAAAACCUUCAGAUACUCCUGAUGGAAGAUCAAAAACAAUUGCAACAUACACUUAUGAUGGACUAUACACUGUUGAAAAAUACUGGCAUGAUCUUGGACCCCAUGGAAAAUUGGUCUACAAAUUCGAGCUGAGAAGAGUUCCAGGUCAGCCAGAGCUUGCUUGGAAGGAAGUGAAACAAUCCAAGAAACAUAAGGCACGUGAGGGUCGUUGUAUUGCUGAUAUUUCGGAAGGAAAAGAGGACGUCCCAAUAUGUGCAGUCAACACCAUAGAUGACGAGAAACCCGCACCAUUUAAUUAUAUUACUAGUGUGAUGUACCCUGAUUGGUGUCAGCCUAUACCUCCAAAGGGUUGUGAUUGUAAGAAUGGCUGUUCAGAUUCAGAGCGUUGUGCUUGUGCAGUGAAGAAUGGAGGGGACAUUCCAUUCAAUUACAAUGGCGCUAUUGUUCAAGCAAAGCCCCUUGUAUAUGAAUGUGGCCCAUUGUGUAAGUGCCCUCCAUCUUGUCACAAUAGAGUCAGCCAACUUGGUAUCAAACUUCCGCUUGAGGUCUUCAAGACCGACUCUAGAGGGUGGGGUGUUAGAUGUCUAUCUGCGAUUCCAUCUGGUAGCUUCAUAUGUGAAUAUAUAGGAGAGUUGCUGGAUGACAAAGAAGCUGAACAAAGAACUGGAAAUGAUGAGUAUUUAUUUGAUAUUGGGCAGAACUAUAAUGAUACUAGUCUUUGGGAUGGACUUUCAGCUCUCUUGCCUGAAAUGACAUCAGCUACUGAUGACGUGAUAGAAAAUAUUGGUUUUACCAUUGACGCAGUGAGGUACGGAAACAUCGGGAGGUUUAUCAAUCAUAGCUGCUCUCCUAACCUUUAUGCACAGAAUGUCCUCUACGAUCACGAAGACAAGAGAAUUCCGCAUAUAAUGUUUUUUGCUGCAGAGAAUAUUCCUCCUCUGCAAGAGCUUACGUAUCAUUACAAUUACACUAUAGAUCAAGUUUUUGACUCUCUAGGAAAUAUCAAGAAAAAGAGUUGCCACUGUGGCUCAAUGGAAUGCAGUGGUCGGAUGUAUUGAUGAACUCCUCCAACUUGCCUUUUCACUUGGAUGUAGUGCGGAGCAACAAUAGGUCUUCUAAAUAUUAUAUGAAUCUUAGGACUUGGCAAAGGGAGGAGUACACUAAAAAUGUGAGAAGAUUAGACAAGUUAACAAAGAGCUCACUUGGAACAUCCUCUAAUUGGUUUAUGGUGCAUUCUGGGACGAUCUUUUCCAGUAAAGGUUGUAUGUACAAAUUCCCGUGAGUUUUAAUCUGCAUCUUUUAGUUUGUAGCGUUGUAAAAAAUGUAGUGUAUGCUUUCCUUGUGUAGUUUUGACCUUUUGUCCUUUGUUGGAAGAGGAUGAACUUGUCAAACACCCAGUCCUAAACUUGCAACUGUAUAGUAUAACUAAAAUGCGUGUGAGGUGUCAUCUCCCAUACAAGUGUGUUGUUAUGUUAAGAAGUUGAUUGAGGAAAUCGUUUGCGGCAAUUCGCCUCCCCGGUGGUUCAUUGGGUCCCUCUUCCCUCUUAUGUAGUGAAGAUUAAUGUUGAUGGGGGGUGCUGCCGAGGUGGGGGUAGGUUUUGGGGUUGUGUUGAGAUGUUCAGAAGGCUCCUUGUUGGGAUGUGCUAUUUUGCAAACCGCUCAUAAGUUGGAUACAAAAUGCCUUGAAGCGAGUAUUAUUCUCUAUGGUAUGAACUAUGAAGAUUGCCUUGGAGUUUGGCUUCAGCAACGAAGAAGGUCUUAGUACUUUUCAUGUACUGUUGAUGACAUUUUAGAUCUUGCUACUAGUUUUAUUUCUAUUUUUUGGUCUUUUGUCGGUAGGAUUGGUAAUAAGGUGGCUCAUGCUCUGGCUCAUCUCCCUCCUUUGGACUUAGGUAGUAGAGUCUGGAGCUCUGACUUCCACCUUCUAUUGUUUUUUGGUCGGCUGCUGAUUUGCAGGUUAAUGAUAAUGUUCAGCUGUUCCUUGAGAGUCCCUUGAAAAAAAUACAUGUGUAAAUGUUGCUAUCACAUGGAUCUUUUGAAAAAUUGUAGACAAAUAAUCCAACAUUUUCUUUAGUUUGCAAUAAUGAUUCCAUCAUUGGAAUUAUAUGUAAUUCAAUUUCACUAUUGUAUAUAAUGACCAAUUUUGCCAAAUUGGUAAUGCAAUAUAAA
This is a messenger RNA of Beta vulgaris subsp. vulgaris (sugar beet), 4535 nucleotides long. Its product is annotated as histone-lysine N-methyltransferase, H3 lysine-9 specific SUVH6. NCBI's taxonomy places the organism in Eukaryota, Viridiplantae, Streptophyta, Magnoliopsida, Caryophyllales, Amaranthaceae. The transcript has 4 exons. Gene Ontology annotation, molecular function: histone methyltransferase activity; protein binding; zinc ion binding. The record is from RefSeq and is a predicted model, not a curated record. Gene Ontology annotation, cellular component: nucleus. Bases 293 to 3424 code for a protein of 1043 amino acids.